AAAAAAAAAACGUUUACCAAGUAUAGCCUGGUCUAAUGGUAAGUUUUGUGGUUGUGGAAUCAAACCCCACUAGAGACACUUUGGGGUGGGGAUUCCCUUACCUAUCCCCCCACUUUCAAAGUGCUUAACCUGCUAACCCAAAAAAAAAAAAAAAUCACGUUUACGUCAAAACUUUUAUUUUAAAAAGUAAACAAAACACGCCGUCAAUCUAUUUAAAUAUACUCAUUUUAGUCUCUACUAAAAAAUUGCCCCACUAAAAUUAUAUUCUUUUAAAAUUAUUCAAUUCAUUUAAGUUAAACUCAACUUAACUUAUUUUUCUACUCCAAGGGAGUUAACUUAAUUCAUUUUUUACUUUGAUAUCAGUUCAUUUUAUCUCAAUUCAGCGUAACAUCAUCCAUAUGACCGUAUCAUCACUCUCUCAGCCAUCCGGACCCAACGCCCUCGCAAAAGGACGGUUGAAAAUAAAAAGGCACAAUCAUCAUUCAUCAAACUUUAGCCGUCCCCAGCUGAGUCAAAAACUCAAAACACUAAUUUAAUUUUUACCCGGGAAAAACCCUUAAAAUUCAAAUCAAAUGAUACAGUAGAAAGAAACAAGAUAUUCAUAUUCCUCCAUUAAAACACACACAAAAAAAAAAUAAAAAAAUUCCAUAAUUCCAAAUAAUUCCUUAACCCAGUUCCACAGAAAUCGAAUUUCCCCAAAUUCUUUGAGCCGUUUAAACCACCUUUUUCAACGAUCAUCCUCCUCAAUAGAUUCCCUCCCCUUUGAUCAAUCCUUUUCUUUCUCUCUCUUCUCUUCUUCAUUCCUUUUUCCAAGCCAAGAAUCUCUUCUCUGUAUUUCUCCUUUUAUUUAUUUAUUUAUUUAUUUUUUUCUGGGUUUUGCCUUUUUUUUACGAUGCCCCCUUUCUUCAAUCUGUACUACUCCUUUAUUUUCCCACCCUUUACUUCUUUUUCUUCCUUUCUUCUUCUUCUUCUUUCCUUUUCUCUCUCUUCAAUUUUUGGGUCCUUUUCAUUCCAUAAAACCUCCCUUUCUCGCUUUUCGAUUCCCCCCUUCAAACUCCGGCGGUUUAUUAGCUUUACACUUCCAUUUUCAUGGCUGAUUCCACUGAAAUUCAACACUUUUCUCAGCCUUGUAUUUAUGGGCUUUCGGCUCAUCCGAAUACAGAGAAGAAGUCGCGGUUUAUGAAAUGGUUGAGUAAGAUUUUUAAAGGCAGUAGUGGCGGAGGAGGUGGUGGUGGGGGGUCUAGUCGCGGCUCAUCAGCUGGUGGUCGACAUCCACAGUUUCUCGAGGAUGAAAAUAUGGUUUGGCGGGCACCUUCUAGAUCAUUGGAUGAUCGGCCUAGAGCAAGUAAAGACCAGGAUGAGUUAGACCGUGCGCUUGCUCUCUCUUUGUCAGAUGACUUCAAAAGACCAGGUGGCUAUAAACGGCGCACAGACAAUGAUGACGAUACAGCAAGAGGUCUACAAGAUAGUCUGCAUAGACCUUCCUAUAUCCCCUAUAUGCCCACUUAUCCUGAUUAUCCUCCUUAUGAUCCAGUCCCAUUCUUUCCUAGAAGCUAUAGAUUAUGCAGUGGGUGCAACGGUGAAAUUGGGUAUGGAAAUUAUCUUGGAUGCAUGGGAACAUUUUUCCAUCCAGAAUGCUUUUGCUGUCGCUCUUGCCGUCUCCCCAUCACUGAGCAUGAGUUUUCUUUGUCAGGGAAGGAUCCAUACCAUAAAACCUGUUUCAAGGAGUUAACUCAUCCGAAGUGUGAAGUUUGCCACCAAUUUAUCCCAACAAAUGCAGCUGGUUUAAUUGAGUAUCGAUGCCACCCAUUUUGGACACAGAAAUAUUGUCCCUCACAUGAGCAUGAUCACACAGCUCGUUGCUGCAGUUGUGAACGUUUAGAGUCUUGGAAUACAAGGUACAUUGCCUUAGGAGAUGGAAGGAGUUUAUGCUUAGAGUGCAUGGAAUCUGCCAUCAUGGACACCGGAGAUUGUCAACCUCUCUAUCAUGCUAUCAGGGAUUAUUAUGAAGGGAUGAACAUGAGAAUUGAUCAACAAAUUCCCAUGCUUUUGGUUGAAAGACAAGCCCUAAAUGAAGCUAUUGUAGGGGAGAAAAAUGGCUUUCAUCACAUGCCAGAGACCAGAGGGUUAUGUCUAUCUGAAGAGCAGACUGUGACCAGUAUACUUAGAAGGCCAAAAAUUGGAGGACAUAAACUGGUAGGAAUGAGAACACAACCCCAGAAGCUAACCCGAAAAUGUGAAGUGACAGCAAUUCUUGUUCUCUAUGGUUUGCCUAGGUUGUUGACGGGUGCUAUACUUGCUCAUGAAUUGAUGCAUGGAUGGUUACGUCUUAAAGGCUACCGUAAUCUUAGUCCUGAGGUUGAGGAGGGUAUUUGUCAAGUGCUUUCGUAUAUGUGGCUUGAGUCGGAGGUGAUGCCAGGUUUUCGAAACAUGCCAUCCACAUCUACAGCUUCUACAUCUACAUCUUCAUAUUCAUCUUCGAAAAAAGGCAGGACUUCUGAGGUUGAGAAGAAGUUGGGUGAGUUUUUCCUGCACCAGAUUGCCCAUGAUGCUUCUCCAGCUUACGGUGGAGGAUUUAGAGCAGCCAAUGCAGCUGUCAAUACCUAUGGUUUACGUCGUACCUUAAAUCAUAUACAUCUCACUGGAAGUUUUCCAAUAUAAAGAACCAAGCUCCCUCCUUUCACCCCUUUCUCUUCCUAUUACAUUCACUCUGACGGAUUUAACAUACAGGAUAGUUCCUCUGUUCUUUGGUCUCAACUCUCGAGUAUUCAACAUCAGCUGACUAUGGAAAUCUUAAAUUGAGUUUCCACCCUUGGUUUUUAUGGGGUCAUUUACACAUCACAUUAUUAGAUUCUACACGAUUACGUAAUAAACUGUCCAAGUACUGCCCGUAUAUUUGUUGAGAAGUCACUUGCAUUUUAUUUACUGUUAUUGUUAUCAAUUGAAUUACCAUGAUUGAUACGAUUAAGGAAUUCUGAACUUGAAUUAUUCUUUUGGAAGGAAGUUCUUCCAGCGCUU
Messenger RNA from Chenopodium quinoa (quinoa), 3018 nucleotides. RefSeq names its product protein DA1-related 2-like. The coding region runs from base 1090 to 2661 and encodes 523 amino acids. Gene Ontology annotation, molecular function: ubiquitin binding. The transcript is spliced from 12 exons. The record is from RefSeq and is a predicted model, not a curated record. NCBI's taxonomy places the organism in Eukaryota, Viridiplantae, Streptophyta, Magnoliopsida, Caryophyllales, Amaranthaceae.